Blepharisma stoltei is the source of this 367-nucleotide messenger RNA. The record is from the annotation of a GenBank genome assembly. Lineage: Eukaryota; Ciliophora; Heterotrichea; Heterotrichida; Blepharismidae.
AUGCUCAUUGGCUCACUGUGAUACUUGCUCUACCAUAGUUAUGGAACUUGCAAAGCAUGCACAUCAACAUUUGAAGGAUCUGGAACAUCAACUCGUGCCUGCUCAUCUACCAGCUAUUUAGAUAUAGACACCUGCAAAUCAUGCACUAAUCAAUGUUUAUCUUGCACAACUGCAACAAAAUGUACUAAAUGCGUUGAUAAUGCAUCUGGCAUCUGAAUUGAUUAACUUUUACAAUAAGUUUUUUUAAAAAUUUAAAACUUAAUUAAUUUUAUGCUAUAAUUUUUUUUAUGAAAAAAAUUCUAUAAAAAAAAAGAUCAGCCCUCUUCAAAUUAGAACAGACUUUUUUAUACUAAUUAAAGGGAAAUAA